Lates calcarifer (barramundi perch) is the source of this 4327-nucleotide messenger RNA. RefSeq names its product piggyBac transposable element-derived protein 4-like. The record is from RefSeq and is a predicted model, not a curated record. Lineage: Eukaryota; Metazoa; Chordata; Actinopteri; Centropomidae. The transcript is spliced from 2 exons. Bases 99 to 2216 code for a protein of 705 amino acids.
AGCAUGUGGAGAGAGUGGGAGGACCCACGAGUACAGAUUACGCACCGUUAAAACUUUCUGCAGAGGAAAAGUCUUACAACUCGUCAGACUUUAAAAAAAUGCUUCUGUCAGAGUCUGAGGAUGAAUUAGAACAGCUCCACUCGGAUUUAGACUCUGAGAGCAGCAAUUGCAGUUUGGAGGACGACUACAUUCCGGGGAGGUUGUCCCGAGGUUCAGACCAGGAAGACUCCACUGAUGAGGACAGUUCAGAUGAGGAGUGGGAUAACACGCCCCAAAAGAGAAGAGCUUCCAGAAAGCGUUGCCGCUCUGUUUCUGCUUCUCCAGCAUCGUCAUCCUUAAAAUCCCCAUCUAAGAAGAGUCCCCACAGAAAGAAGAUCCACUUUGAAUCUACACCCAAAAAAGGCACCUCCUCCCCCAGAACUGGCAAGACAUCCUCCACUCCACACAGAAAGAAUGAAAGUGGAAAGAAGCGAGCAGAAAGACGGCUUGUGACAGAGGAAGAGGAUGACGAUGGAGACCGGUGGCGCAACAUCGAUGAGGACGAUGUUGAGCCUCCUCAACCACGAUUCAGACCUGAGAGGGACGUAGGGCCACAGCUGAAUAGAACUGCCAAUUACACACCACUUGAACUGUUCCAGCUGUUCUUCUCUACAACAGUAAUCGAUACAUUGGUAAGAAAUACCAAUGCCUAUGGGAGGAAGAAAUACCAAGGCCAGAAGGAAAGCUGGGUGCCUGUCACAACAGCAGACAUGUACUCCUUCAUCUGCCUUGUCCUCUACAUGGGUAUUGUUCCACUAAAAACUCUGAAAGAGUUCUGGAGAGGAUCUAAGCUGUUCAGCCUGCCAUUUCCUGCCUCAGUUAUGCCCUGCAGACGCUUCCUGGCCAUUUCCCGCAAUCUACACAUGAAUGAUCCUGCAGUCGAAGCAGCAAAUGAUCAGAAGAAAGGGACAUUAGAGUAUGACAGACUUUGCAAGAUAAAGCCACUAUAUAAGCAGAUUGUGGAGGCCUGCCACACAUUCUUUCAUCCCCACCAGCAUAUCUCCAUAGAUGAACGGAUGGUGGCGAGUAAAGCAAGGGUCGGGAUCAAGCAGUACAUUAAAAACAAGCCAACUAAAUGGGGCUUUAAACUUUUUGUUUUAGCAGAUUCAGUGUGUGGCUACACCCUGAACUUUUUUGUGUAUGGGGGAAGAGAUAGUGUACCCACUGGAAAAGGGCUAAGCUAUGAUGCUGUCAUGAGGCUGCUGAACAUCCCCUUUCUGGGUAAAGGAUACAAACUCUAUGUGGACAACUUUUACACCAGUCCAACACUAUUCCUUGACCUCCUUCAGAGAAAAAUCUGGGCAUGUGGCACUAUUCGUUGCAAUGUUGCUGGUUAUCCCAGAAUGAAAAAGAAUGACAUGACCAAGAAAACAACAAGGGGAACUAUCCGUUGGAUCAGACAAGGGGAGCUGUUGUUUGUUAAGUGGUUAGACACCCGCGAGGUAACAAUGUGCUCCACCAUACACAAAGCAUACAGCAAUGACACGGCGAAGCGUAAAAUAAAAAACGCAGAUGGACAGUGGACAGUGAAGCAGGUGCCUAUUCCAGGCUGCAUCAAAGAUUACAACCGACACAUGGGCGGUGUUGACUUGUCUGAUGCACUUAUUGGUUACUACAAUGUCCUCCACAAGACUCAGAGGUGGUACAAAACUCUGUUUUAUCAUUUUGUGGACAUAGCCACUGUCAAUGCCUUCAUCCUCCACAAAGAAAUGUGUAAACUGCAGAAUCGGCCCACAGUUAGACAGAAAAAUUUCAGGGAACAACUGAUUUUGUCCCUGGCUGAGAUUGGGUCCACUCCACGCCGGUCAGCUCCACAAAACUUUAUGCUGCCUGCCUCUCCUAUCAAAGUGCCUCUUGCUUCUCCAAAGAAAGUGGCGCCUGCCUCCCUGUCCAAUGUGUCGUCAGCUUCCCCAUCUGUGUUACCCCCUGGCUCUCCUUCCACAGUACCACCUGCUAAAGCCUCUGCUGCUCCAGGUUUAGGUCACCUGCCAUCUUACUUCGUAGAACAAAUGAGCAAUGUGGCCCCCAGGGAUCGGGCCACUGCUGGCAGAAGGGCAUGUGUGGUCUGCAAAAGAAAGUCGCCAGUCUAUUGCAGCACUUGCCAGAAAACACUUUGUUUUACUACUUUAAGGAACUGCUAUAGUGAGUGGCACAGAAGCAACAGUAUCUGUAUCUAAGUUAAAGACUUACUUGUAUACUGUCUCUCCUAGAUACCCAUUUUUUUUACCAUGAUUACACUGAGUACUUAAAAAGCCUGUUCAGUUGAUCUCCAAGUAGUAUGAGAUUAACACAACUGACUGGCUUUAAGCCAUGAAGCCACGGACAAUACUGAACUACAAAAUAAGUUUUAAAUCACAUUACUCAAACAGGCCACAGAUAUACGCCCAUCAGCCACAAUGUUAAAACCAGUUACCUGUUUUUAUGCUGUGGCUGAUCGGUGUAGAAUAGAUAAUGACUUUAAAAAUCUGUGUUUAGGGAACUACAUACAAGGAGGAAUCUACCCAUUAUCUUGAUUGACUGAAUUAACUGUUAUAUAUUCCCUAGACUUCAGUAUCUCUUCUGGUCAUUAUCCAUUCAGAUACCUCAAAGCGUCUCUAAAACCCUUAUUAAAAACAUUAGAGAAUUUAUAUGGACUUGUAAAGUGUCUUACAAACCAGUGCUGCCUGGAUUAAUUUCAGUGAGAGCACAGCAGCAGCUUUGGUCUAGCAACUAUGGAGGGGAACUGCAGUUUUGCCGUUCAUGGGGGUAAAAUUUUUUACUGGCAGACCGACGUCACUUCCCACUUUGUGAAUGUUUUUGUUAGGUUGUCUUCGACUAACCAGCUGAAAUUAUUAUGUAGCGGAGUGAAUGUGAGCAAAACAACAUACAUGCUCCUAAGAAGAAGGUGUCAGGCAAUUUUAUUUACAAAUCUUAUUCUACAACCAUUUCUACUAAGAAUGAAUAUGUUGCUUUAAUACAUUUAAUCAAACAAAAUAUGAGGCCCACAGAAAUUGUGAACUGAAAACUGAACUAUUAUCUAAACGAUCCUUGAGAAGUGAUCUCAACCCCAGUGACUCAGAGAUUCAGCAUCAUAAGUGGAGACAUACUGUAUCUACCUACCUCUGUCUGGAAGACUGCUAUGAAAAUAGAUACCUUGUGUCGUCCUCUUUUUUUAUCCACAGCUAAGAUCCUGUCUUACAACAAUCCUGGAACUUGAACUUACGUUACUGGUGCUCACUGAUGAGGUGAUGUUGUCUCAUGCAUACAUAUAGAUUUAUGUCAAGAAUGUAGCCUUCAUUAAUUACUGUGGAUUGUACUGUAUACUGUAACUUGAAUGUAAUAACUGAUGCGGAGGACAGCUUUUUAAACUACCACUGAGUAUUAUUACAUGUGCACUAUGUUCUUUUUUCCCUGGUUUUGAUAUUUACAAUAUGGUGUUUACAUGAAACUUAAGAGUAACUGGUUAUUCAGGCUUUUGUUUCUGUCAUUAUACAGGUUUUGGAUUGUGUGGAUGGUGUUGGACUUUUCAGUAUCUCGGUAUCAGCUAAUCUUUGACAUUUCUAUUAUCUUAGCACCUGAGAAAUGUUUCUGUUAGAUUUGGCCUCUUCAGCUUGACUUCCGGUAACCACAAUAAUGUGAAGUUUAGCGUGCACCAGCAUAGAUUACAGACAGUGAUUAAGGUGUUUUUAAUUCCACAGUAACCCAGCACUCCUUACCAGUAGAGGUACUUUUACAAAGAUUUCUGAAAUGAGGAGGGUUACGCACAAAUAUAAUACAAAAUACAGGAUCAUUGUGCAUAUACUGUACAUAUACAACUUUAUACGGAUAAACCAUCUCAUUUUCAAGGGGUUCCCUUCCACAAAUAUACAGAUAAUGCAAUAUAGAACUCACUGAUUCACUGCUGUUUACUUAAUCAACUCUACCUCACUCCACAAUCAAUUCAAACUUGAAAGAUCAGUAGUAUCUGUGACACCAACCAAUAUCACAGGGACCAUUUUCCCACUGGAUACAAAUGCUUUGUUUGUGCUCAUUUAAGAAACUCUCCAUGUUUAUUGAAAUACAUUAUUAUAGCUUUAUGUUUUGCCAAAUGAAAAGUGGUGACCUCAAAGUCUUACUCUCCUGUACUCAUUGAUAUGUGGAUUUUGGACAUAUAAACUUGAUAGAGCAAUUAUCAGACCUGUAAUGUCUCUCUCACUAUGUUUAUGUAUCUGCACGUUGGUUGGGGCAGGGACAUGAAGUUGUAUUCUUUUGUGUGUACUGUACAAAUAGAAUAAAAAUGUAAAAAGGGAUCUGUAUGUAUUAAUGCUUU